GUAAUGAACUAAGGACUUAAAUACGAGUGGACCUCCGGCUUGAGCCAGACGUGGGGGAGAACAGUCCGAGUAGUCGUGUCAACAUGUCUGAGCCUAUUAGAGUUCUGGUGACUGGCGCUGCGGGGCAGAUUGCCUAUUCCUUGUUGUUCAGCAUUGCCAAGGGAGAUGUCUUUGGCAAAGAUCAGCCAAUCAUCUUGCUGCUUUUGGACAUAACACCCAUGUUGCCAGUUCUGGAAGGUGUUGUCAUGGAGCUGCAGGACUGUGCCCUCCCACUUCUGAAAGAGGUUGUCCCCACUGAUAAGGAGGAGGUGGGCUUUAAAGACCUGGAUGCAGCUAUCCUGGUGGGCUCCAUGCCCAGGAAGGAUGGGAUGGAGAGGAAGGACUUGCUCAAAGCCAAUGUGGCCAUCUUUAAGAGCCAAGGAGCUGCCCUGGAUAAGUAUGCUAAGAAGUCUGUCAAGGUGCUGGUUGUGGGAAACCCUGCCAACACCAACUGUCUGAUUGCAGCCAAGUCUGCUCCCUCUAUCCCCAAAGAGAACUUCUCCUGCCUCACCCGUCUGGACCACAACAGGGCUUGCUCUCAGGUGGCAAUGCGUUGUGGUGUUCCUGCCACUCAUGUGAAAAAUGUUAUCAUCUGGGGCAACCACUCGUCCACCCAAUACCCAGACGUGCACCACUGUGUGGUCAACAUGUCUGGCAGUGAGCUCGCCUGCUUUGAUGCAGUGAAGGAUGAUGUUUGGCUCAAAGGAGAUUUCAUAGCUACAGUGCAACAAAGAGGCGCUGCAGUCAUUAAGGCCCGCAAGCUGUCCAGCGCCAUGUCUGCAGCCAAGGCCAUCUGCGAUCACAUGAGGGACCUCUGGUCAGGCACCCCCUCGGGUGAGUUCAUCUCAAUGGGUGUUUACUCCAAUGGAAACUCUUAUGGAGUCCCAGAGGACCUCAUCUACUCAUUCCCUGUCCAGAUCAAGGACAAGACCUGGAAGAUUGUGGAAGGUUUGGCCAUAAACGACUUUUCCCAAGGAAAAAUGGACGUUACAGCAGCAGAGCUGAUGGAGGAGAGGGACACAGCUGUGGCUUUCCUGAGUGUAUGACUAUACCCACCUGGGCCACCACUCCAACACAUAGACGGUCCCGUAACUCCAGACGCACGCCUGUGAUGAAACACUCCCAUCAACCCUCACGUUACUGUCUGUGGAUAUGUAAAAAAAAAAAGUGAAACAGUUCCUAUGUGUAAAGAUGGGUUUAUAUUUGUGCAGGGAA
Messenger RNA from Melanotaenia boesemani (Boeseman's rainbowfish), 1254 nucleotides. It is a transcript of the gene mdh1ab, whose product is annotated as malate dehydrogenase 1Ab, NAD (soluble). The transcript is spliced from 9 exons. Gene Ontology annotation, molecular function: L-malate dehydrogenase (NAD+) activity. Gene Ontology annotation, cellular component: mitochondrion; cytosol. NCBI's taxonomy places the organism in Eukaryota, Metazoa, Chordata, Actinopteri, Atheriniformes, Melanotaeniidae. The record is from RefSeq and is a predicted model, not a curated record. Gene Ontology annotation, biological process: oxaloacetate metabolic process; tricarboxylic acid cycle; malate metabolic process. Bases 84 to 1085 code for a protein of 333 amino acids.